This is a messenger RNA of Scheffersomyces amazonensis, 4770 nucleotides long. RefSeq lists its product as uncharacterized. Gene Ontology annotation, biological process: transmembrane transport. Lineage: Eukaryota; Fungi; Ascomycota; Pichiomycetes; Serinales; Debaryomycetaceae. Gene Ontology annotation, molecular function: ATP binding; ATP hydrolysis activity; ABC-type transporter activity. Gene Ontology annotation, cellular component: membrane. The record is from RefSeq and is a predicted model, not a curated record. Bases 1 to 4770 code for a protein of 1589 amino acids. The transcript has a single exon.
AUGCCACUGAACAAGACCUGUUCUUUUGAUUCACUUAGAUAUCCGCUUCAUGAUCUCGAUAGUAAUUCAUUAAAUCCAUGCUUUAUUUAUUCGGUUAAUUUUAUAUCUACUUUUUCAUUGGGAUGCUUUGUUUUGUUUCAGUUGUACAAAUUGAUUUACAAAAAUCAUCAUGGUCCAUUCCCAAUUAACUAUGGAUUUGGAUCUCCAUUCAAAUUGAAAAGUGUCGGUACUUAUCAAUUUUUAAAGUUGGGAUUCCUUUUCACUUAUUCCUUACUUUUGCUAGUUUUGCUUUUCAUGAACUUCAUUCCAUCAUUAUCGUCAUUGAAAUCAUUGAACUUAGCACUUAGCUUCAUAAUCUGCACCUUUAUUGUUUUACCACUUCAUAUUAUUGAGCCUACUAGAAGUGUCGUUGGAUGUGCGUCCUUGUUAUUAUAUUGGAUGGCAUCAAUCUUAUUUAAUGGUGUCAUUUUGAUUCAGGAUAUUUUCUUCGUUAACAAAGUAUAUAUUUCGGCAACUAAUACCUCUUCAACCUCUAUAGGAUAUGUUAUUGAGAUCUGUCUCUUUGUAGCUUCAUUGGUGAUUUUCUACUUAGAAUCUGCAUUAUUUGAACCAAGUCGUGAGUUUCUUCAAUAUUAUGAUCUAAAUCAUUGGGAAGUCUCUUCAGUGAGAAACAUGAUUUCUGUUGUCAGUUUCAGUUGGCUUGAGGAAUUAAUUCAGGAUAUAUACGAGACUGAAACAUUGGAAACUGAUGAAAUCCCAGCUUUGCCCAUUGAGUUGACUACUCAUGUCUCGUAUUUCAGAUUGGAAGAUAAGUUAACAUAUCUUAAAAACAAGUAUCAGAAGAAGGUAAAAUUGGGAGAUACUAAAUCACAAGUGUCCUUGUUUUAUGCUUUAUUCCUUGUUCACAGAUUUGAUUUUGCUAAAUCGCUUGUCAUGGAUUUACUGGAAAUGUCAUUAGGCUUUGCUCAAGCAUUCUUGUUCCAACGAUUUAUUGAAUUUUUUAGUGCCAGUUCAGGCUCAGAAGAAAGUUUGGAAAUAGAAAGUGAACCUCCUAUAGUUGGAUUUUCUAUUGCUACAGGUAUAUUUUUAUGUUCUGUUGGUAGAUUUGUUUGCCUUAAUCUUUACUUUUUUAAUUAUUUUGCUGUUAAAGCUAAACUUCAGGGGUCAUUGUCUAAUAUGAUAUUUAGAAAAGCUCUAAAAUUAUCACCGGAAGCAAGAAAAAUAAAGUCAACGGGAGAAGUAGUUAAUAAUUUAUCGGUAGAUGUAAAUACUAUAUCAGAAAUGCCAAGAUUUGUUGAACUUGCGACAGCUCCCAUUAAAUUAUUACUCACUUUAGCUGCCUUGUACAAAAUUAUUGGGAUUGCUUCAAUCGCAGGAUUUUUUGCAGCCUGUAUCUUAGUUCCUGCAAGUAGUAAAGUAAGUGCUUCAAUGAUGGGGUAUAUUAAAAAAAAUAUGGUAGUUAAAGAUUCAAGGACUAAGUUAACUUCUGAGAUAUUAACAACUAUAAAGAGUAUAAAAUUAUACUCAUGGGAAAAUCCUAUGUUACAAAGAUUAUUUCGCUUAAGAAAUGAUUCAGAAUUGGUUCUUCAAAAGAAGAUUGGACUUUUAAAUUCUAUUGCUAUGUAUAUGUGGACUAUCAUUCCAAUAUUUGUACCAUUUUCAUGUUUGGUGACUUAUUCAAUUGUUUCCAAGGUUGCAUUGGUUCCAGCUAUUUGUUUCCCAGCUUUAACUCUUUUUGAUAUUUUAGCCAAACCUAUCUUAUUGGUUCCUGAACUUUUUAAUUCUUUUGUCAAUACUAAAGUAUCUUUAAAGAGAUUGCGUGACUUGAUUGAUUUGUCUGAAUUGGAUGAAAACAUAGUCGAACAAACUAACGAAUCUUUGAAAUUAGGUGAUACUUCGGUCAUUGUUGAAAAUACUACAUUUUUGUGGAGUGAUCCUAAAGAAGUAAAUUCUUUUGUAGAAGAGAAUGUGGAGUCUGAAAGUGAAUCGAAAAUUGCAUUAUCUGACAUUAAUUUUGAAGCUAAGAAAGGUCAAUUGACAUGUAUUGUUGGAAAAGUGGGAUCAGGAAAGUCGACACUUUUGAGAGGAUUACUAGGAGAAUUGCCAAUACUUCAAAAGGAAUAUUCUAUUCUUAAAGUUAAUGGUAAUAUUGCCUAUUGUUCUCAAGCUCCCUGGAUUCUUAAUUGUUCAGUUAGGGAAAAUAUUCUUUUCGGUUAUAGAUAUGAUAAAACUUUUUAUGCUAGAACAGUUGAAGCAUGUCAAUUGUUACCUGAUUUUGAUAUCAUACCAGAUGGAGAUAGAACAAUUGUUGGUGAGAAAGGUAUAUCAUUAAGUGGUGGACAAAAGGCAAGAAUUGCUCUUGCAAGAGCUGUAUAUUCCCGAGCAGAUAUUUAUUUAUUAGAUGAUGUGUUAUCAGCAGUAGAUGCUCAUGUUGGGAAAAAUAUUAUUGAUCAAGUAUUAGGUAAAAAUGGUAUUAUAUCUUCCAAAACUGUUAUUUUAGCAACUAAUGCAGUUAAAGUCUUACAUGAAGCUGAUAAUAUUGUUUUGUUAAAAAAUGGUAAAAUUGUUGAAGAUGGUAAUUACGAAUCUGUGAUGAAAAGAGGAGACGAGUUAGCUGAAUUAAUAAAAGAAUUUGGACAGAAAGAAGCUGAAAUUGAAGAGAACAGUGGAAUUGUAUCAUCCAUAGUUAGAGAAGAAGAAAAUGCAUCAGUAAAUUCAACUUUAACAGAGAAUAAUAUUGCCAUUUUAGAUGCUAAAAAUGCAUCUGAAGUAAUUAAUGUUGCGGAAGUGGACGUGCCCUUAGACACGGUAGAGUCCAUCACAAGUCUUAGACGUUCAAGCAUUGCCUCAUUUGAUCAUGAUUAUGAUCAAGAUGAAGAUCCAUCAGCAGUAAGAAAGACAGCGCAUGUUAUUGAAAAGGGUGCAAAGGGUCAAGUUAAACUUGGUGUUUAUUGGGCUUAUUUCAAAGCAAGUAAUCCUUGGUAUCUUUUGAUUGUGGCCAUUUGUAUCAUUUUAAAUGAAUUGGGAGCUAUUAUGGCUAAAUAUACCUUAAAAUCUUGGUCUCAAAACAAUUUAGAUGUUGGUGAAACUACUAGAUCACAAUUUUAUUUGACUUCCUAUGGACUUAUUGGCUUUAUUGGUGCACUUUUUACAUUAGCUGCGUCACUUAUAAUAAGAACUGUGACUGGUAUCAGAGCUUCUAAAUAUUUUCAUGAUACUAUGGCUAAGCGAGUCUUAAGAUCACCAAUGUCUUUCUUUGAAACAACUCCUGUUGGUAGAAUAUUGAAUAGAUUCUCUGAAGAUAUUAAUGUGGUAGAUACUUUUCUUACUCAAUUAUGGUUGGGGGUAUUCCAUUUUGGUACAAAUACUUUUGGAGCAUCAGGUGUCAUUGUGUUUAAUUUUCCACUUAUGACUUUUGUGUUAUUGGUUCUUCUUUAUUUCUUUAAUAGACUCCGUCUUUACUUCAUUCCAGCAAGUAGAGAACUUAAAAGAUUGUCAAGUGCUCAUAGAAGUCCAGUUUUUGCUUAUCUUCAAGAAUCUUCUACUGGUAUUGAAACUAUUAGAGCUUAUGAUCAGAUACAAAGAUUUGUUUCAUUUAAUGAGAUUAAAUUGGAUAGAUUGAAUAAUGCUACUUUUGCCAGUUUGUGUUGUGCUAGAUGGUUAAGUAUGAGAUUGCAAGCAAUUUCUGCUGUUAUGAUCUACGCCACAACUUUAAUGAUUUUAUCAACUUUGGGAACAUCUAGAAAGUUAGAUCCAGGAUUAGUGGGAUUUGUUAUGGUUAAUGUUUUGGGUAUUACUGGAUCUCUUAAUGCAAUGAUUAGGCUUUGGGCUGAAGUUGAAACUAGAUCAGUAUCUGUUGAAAGACUCCUUGAAUACUGUGAACUUCCACAAGAAGCUCCAUUAGUAAUUAAUGAAACUAGGCCACGUGAAUCAUGGCCAGAAGCUGGAAAGAUUGUUUUCAAAAAUUACUCUACUAAAUAUAGAGAUAAUUUAGAUCCAGUUUUAAAGGAUUUGAACAUCGAGAUUCAACCCAAGGAAAAAAUUGGGAUAGUUGGUAGAACUGGAGCUGGUAAAUCAACUAUUGCUAUAUCUAUAUUCCGUAUUAUUGAACCUUCAGGAGGUUAUAUUGAGAUUGAUGGCGUUGACACAAGUUCUAUUGGAUUGUAUGAUUUGCGUCAUAAAUUGAACAUCAUACCUCAGGAUGCACAAACUAUUGAGGGUAGUAUUAGAGAGAAUCUUGAUCCUUUCAAUAUUCACAGCGAUGAAGAACUUUGGAAUGUAUUAGAGAUGGCACACUUAAAGGAGCAUAUUGAACAAAUGAAGACUAAUAAAGAAGAAAAGAAAGGGCCAGCUGUGACAAGUGUAUCUGAUCCUUUAGAAUUGGCACAGUAUAAUAUUGGAUUAGAAGCUACAGUUUUUGAAAGUGGAUCUAAUUUAUCAGCAGGUCAGAAGCAAUUACUAUCACUUGCUAGAGCUUUAUUAAAUAAAUCUCAAAUCUUAAUCUUAGAUGAAGCUACUGCAGCUGUGGAUGUUCAAACAGACAAGAUCAUCCAAGAAACAAUUAGAACGAGAUUUAAAGAUAAAACUAUUUUAACUAUUGCUCAUCGUUUGGAAACUAUUCUUGAUAGUGACAGAGUAUUAGUACUUGAUCAGGGUCAAGUUAGAGAGUUUGAUACACCCAAAAACUUGUUGAAGGAUGAAACUUCUGAGUUUUAUGCUUUAUGUAAAAAGGGUGGAUAUCUUAAUAUGUUAGAUGUAGACGAACUCUAG